GCGAUUAACACUGCCCACAAGCUCCGAGACGUAGGAAAGAUGGAAUAGAACAGCGAAUGUGUCCGUGCAAAGCUGUUUAAGGAUGUCUGCCACUCGUCUCUUCUCCUAGAAGUGCUCUGCAGGGUAAGAUCUCGAUGCACACUGCUUCUUUCUCUCUCUUUAAGGAAUCUCUGAUCCUUGGAGGCAUGGACUACAUAUUAUUCCAACCUUCCCGGGACUCCAUCUCUGAGAUUUUGGAGCAUCUUCUUUUAGCCCUUGUCUAAAUGAAUAAGGGAUAUCUGUGUCAUUGAUUCCAUCACCGCUGAAAGGUUUCGACUGAGAGUUCCUGUUCGUUUCUUUGUGAUCAUGCACUAAAAUCAUCGGUUGGUACAUUGAGGGCACACCUGUCUCUCAAAUUCACUCACUUGUGUGGAUGUAAGCAGAACUCCGCGGCCGGGAUUUUAAGCAUCCUUGUCAUUUGUCCAGCAUGGAUAAAGGGAUUUCUGUAUGCUUGCUUUUACAUUGAACCUGCCUGCGUGAGACAAGGUGAAAGGGGUUUUGGAGACGUUGGGAAUAAGGCGGCCACACUAAAACGCUGCACGUGGGCGGACCAUCUUCGUAAUUCCAGCAAUUCUGAAGAGAGGAUGCUGCAGAAGACCAGUAUCAGAGUGACCCCAACCUGAUCGCUCCCCCCUUUCCCCGCCCAGUCCUCCACAAUCCCAUGAUGCUCUGCCCGUGCCGAGGGAAGCUGAAGCUGCUGGUGGUUUCCCUGAGUUUCAUCAUCCUCUUCACCUGGGUCUACCUGCUCGUGGGGAACUCAGAAAACGGGCGCUCCCUUCUCCUCUCGGCAUGCCUGGUGGAAUCCACGGAAGCUCGGCUGCUGGAACGGGACGUCCUGGCAUCACGGGUUCGAGAGGUGGAGGAGGAGAACCGGCAGAUCCGGUUACAGCUGAGCCAAUCGCAGGGCCUGGCUGCCCAGCCUGCCGAGGGUAACUAUGGCAACCAGCAGUGGGUGGCGUCGGCAGAUACCGGUCCGGAGGAUGUGGAAAACACGGCCGAGGAACGGGCCAAUCACAGCGAGUGCUCUCGCUCACCCACCGCCGAGAAGUGUGAGUUGAUUCACGUGGCAUGUGUGUGUGCGGGUCACAACGCCAGUCGAGAUGUCGUCACUCUGGUCAAAUCCAUCCUGUUCCACAGGAGAAACCCCCUGCACUUUCAUUUCAUCACCGACACGGUGGCCAAUCAGAUCCUCAGCACUCUGUUCCAGUCGUGGAUGGUGCCGUCCGUACAAGUCAGCUUCUAUGAUGCAGAUGAACUCAAAUCGGAGGUGUCAUGGAUACCAAACAAACACUAUUCAGGAAUUUAUGGCCUGAUGAAGCUCACCCUCACCAAAGCUCUGCCAUUCAACCUUUCAAAGGUCAUCGUCCUCGAUACGGACAUCACCUUCGCCACCGACAUCGCUGAACUGUGGGCCAUCUUCCGCAAGUUCACAGAGAAACAGGUGAUUGGUUUGGUGGAGAAUCAGAGUGAUUGGUACCUCGGUAAUCUGUGGAAAAAUCAUAAACCCUGGCCAGCGCUUGGUCGGGGGUUUAAUACAGGUGUGAUUUUACUGUACCUUGAGAAACUGCGCAGGAUUGGCUGGGAACAGAUGUGGAGACUGACGGCGGAGCGAGAGCUAAUGAGCAUGCUGUCAACAUCUCUGGCAGACCAGGAUAUAUUCAAUGCAUUCAUUAAACAAAACCCAGUUCUGGUACAUCAGCUUCCUUGCUUCUGGAAUGUCCAGUUAUCGGACCACACACGCUCUGAACAGUGUUACACUGAAGUAUCCGACCUGAAGGUCAUUCACUGGAACUCCCCCAAAAAGCUGCGAGUAAAAAACAAGCAUGUGGAAUUUUUCCGCAAUCUUUACUUGACGUUUCUGGAAUACGACGGGAAUCUACUCCGGCGAGAGCUCUUCGGCUGUCCCAACCAGGCCAGCUCAGAGAGCACAGUGCUUCAGCAAGCACUGGAGGAGUUAGAUGAGGACGACCAGUGCUAUGACUUCCGGAGGGAGCGGAUCAUGUUGCACAGGGUUCACCUGUACUUCCUGCAGUAUGAAUACACGCCUACAGACGACGGCACGGACGUCACGCUGGUCGCACAGCUCUCUAUGGACAGACUGCAGAUGCUGGAGGCCAUCUGCAAACACUGGGAGGGCCCCAUUAGUUUGGCCCUGUACAUGUCUGAUGCCGAGGCCCAGCAGUUCCUCCGCUACGCUCAGGCCUCUGAAGUGCUCAAAAACCGCAAGAAUGUGGGUUAUCAUAUUGUUUAUAAGGAAGGCCAGUUCUACCCUGUCAAUCUGGUACGCAAUGUGGCUCUUCGCAAGGUCAACACACCGUACGUCUUUUUGACUGAUGUAGACUUUCUGCCCAUGUACGGCCUGUACGAUUACCUCAGAAAAAGUAUUGUCCAACUGGAUAUGGCCAACACCAAGAAGGCCCUGGUUGUACCUGCCUUUGAGACUUUGAGAUACCGCCUUUCCUUCCCCAAAUCUAGAGCCGAGCUGCUGUCAAUGCUGGACAUGGGGACUCUCUACACCUUCAGGUAUCAUGUAUGGACGAAGGGUCACGCCCCAACCAAUUAUGCCAAAUGGAGGACAGCCACAACCCCAUACAAAGUGGAGUGGGAAGCAGAUUUUGAGCCGUAUGUUGUUGUACGACGAGACUGUCCCGAGUAUGAUCAGAGAUUUGUAGGCUUUGGCUGGAACAAAGUAUCUCAUAUCAUGGAGCUUGAUGCUCAGGAAUAUGAUCUCAUUGUGUUACCAAAUGCCUUUAUGAUCCACAUGCCACACGCGCCAAGCUUUGACAUCUCAAAGUUCCGAUCCAGUCCGAGUUAUCGUUACUGCUUGACAACUCUAAAGGAUGAGUUCCAUCAAGACCUUUCUCGAAAGUACGGUUCAGCUGCUCUUAAGUACCUCACGGCGCAGAGGAACAUCUGAAACCUGUUUCAAAUGUACUUUAGCACACAGGAGAAUGAUUUGAUCUAGUCCUUUGAGACUAAAGGCCAAUGCUGCUCUGGUUAAGGAAUUGGUGUCUAGAGUUAGGAACAAAGCUGCCGUCAUACAGACCCAUGCCUCUCUUGAGUACAGACUAUAAAAUCGGAGCUUUAAUUUUUGUUUUGAUUGCAAUUCAGACAGCAGCAAACUCUGAAACCAAUGACAUCAGCACCACACCCACCUCAGACUGGUUAACACGAAACGGGGUGGUGAAAACUCGACCAAACAUUUAGACGGCUUCAAAACAACGUAACAAAGGACAUCGUUUUACGUCUGUGGAGCAUUUGUAAUGAGUCAAUUGCUUUAUAGUCUAAAGACAACGGUCAUGAUCAAGACCUUUUUUUGACAAUCAGGGCUUUUUCUUCACCACAGAUCUACAGCUAGUAGUCCAUGUCUCUACGCAGCUUUGAAAACCUUCCUGUGGAAUAUUAACGGAGUGGAAAUGAACUUGAAAUGAAUAAGCUUUCCAAAUACUCUUCUGCUGGACUGAAGUGUGGGGAGGUCAACAAGACGAGAGGAACAUUUAAGCCUUAUAAUUUUCUUGAUAUUUAAAAUAUUUAAAAUAUUUUUCUUUGUUUUUAAUGCAGAUGAAAAAAAUUACGGAGGAUGACUUACAGCCUAUGUAUGUUUUACACUAUAAAAAAGAAAAUCACAGUAUUUUUUAAUUUAUCUACAUUGAUUCGCUUGUGAUAAAUACGGACUUUGAAUGCUUGACACAGAGUAUUUGUGUGUGGUCCUGGGGUCCUGAAUGUUGUAAAGAUGUUUCUGUUACGUUAAGAAUGAUCAGUCUUCUGAUUAUGUAUAACUGCUGCAUUUAUAUUUGACACAUAAAAUGGCGCAUAUUCUGA
This is a messenger RNA of Triplophysa dalaica, 3861 nucleotides long. It is a transcript of the gene large2, whose product is annotated as LARGE xylosyl- and glucuronyltransferase 2. The record is from RefSeq and is a predicted model, not a curated record. The coding region runs from base 701 to 2956 and encodes 751 amino acids. Gene Ontology annotation, biological process: protein O-linked glycosylation via mannose. The transcript has 16 exons. Lineage: Eukaryota; Metazoa; Chordata; Actinopteri; Cypriniformes; Nemacheilidae. Gene Ontology annotation, molecular function: xylosyltransferase activity; glucuronosyltransferase activity.